Molecule: messenger RNA, 657 nt
Organism: Ustilago hordei
Lineage: Eukaryota; Fungi; Basidiomycota; Ustilaginomycetes; Ustilaginales; Ustilaginaceae
Product: putative YKT6 - SNARE protein for Endoplasmic Reticulum-Golgi transport
Exons: 3
Coding region: 1-657 (218 amino acids)
Biological process (GO): endoplasmic reticulum to Golgi vesicle-mediated transport
Cellular component (GO): Golgi apparatus
Molecular function (GO): SNAP receptor activity
Source: RefSeq, a predicted model, not a curated record
AUGCAGAUCUACGGCUUGCUCAUUCUCGCCAGUCCACCUGGAGCAGGCGCUGUUCCUUUGACAACAGCAUGGGAAUUGGGUUCCUUUUCAUGGUUGCAACGAGGUACCGUACAGGAUAUGAUGGGGUUCAUGGCUCGAACGGUCGCAGAACGAACCCAACCAACACAACGACAAUCAGUACAAGAAAACUCCUAUGUCGCUCACGUUCACUCUCGACCCGCAUCCGAUGGCAUUACCGGCGUCCUUAUCACCGACACAGAAUACCCCGUCCGAGUCGCAUUUUCCCUCCUGAACAAAACUCUCGAUGAAUUCGUCAUCAAAGUCCCCAAAUCGCAAUGGGAAUCCAAAGUAAACGCAAUCACAACCGGCUCUGCUACCGCCCCUCCCAAAGGAGAAGCUUUGCUCGGCCUCUCAGCUUUCCCGCAGUCCGUCGACUAUGUGAAGAGGUAUCAGGACCCAAGACAGGCAGACACAAUCAUGAAGGUGCAACAGGAACUGGACGAGACUAAGAUCGUGCUGCACAAGACAAUCGACUCGGUUUUGCAGAGAGGUGAAGAUUUGGAUAAGUUGGUGGAGAAAAGUGGAACUCUGAGCGAACAGUCAAAGAUGUUUUAUAAGACGGCUAAGAAGCAGAACUCUUGCUGUAUCGUUAUGUGA